AUGAGUUUCCAGCGUUUAAAAUGUGGCGUUGGUAUGUUAUCUAAGCUCGGAUCGACGUUUGCAGUGCUGGGCAUCAGUUUAAGGAAAUGGCUUGGCGUUAGUUCAUUGAAGUCCAAUGGAUCAGGACUGAGUGCACUCAACGGCCGUGAAUUUAGUGUGGCUUUGACCCGAGUUAAAAGGGUACUGAGUUCUUUAUACUUGAGUCGAUGGAAACCGAUAGUUCUGUGUAUCGAUGUUUUUGUUGACUUCACUCCAGCCUCCCAAAGACCCCCGAAGUGA
Molecule: messenger RNA, 279 nt
Organism: Macrosiphum euphorbiae (potato aphid)
Lineage: Eukaryota; Metazoa; Arthropoda; Insecta; Hemiptera; Aphididae
Source: the annotation of a GenBank genome assembly